AUGGAGGAGUACGCGCGGGAGCCCUGCCCCUGGCGGAUUGUGGACGACUGUGGCGGGGCCUUCACCAUGGGCACCAUCGGCGGCGGCAUCUUCCAGGCGGUCAAAGGCUUUCGCAAUUCUCCCGCGGGAGUGAGCCACAGGCUGCGGGGGAGCCUGACGGCCAUUAAAACCAGGGCCCCGCCGCUGGGAGGCAGCUUUGCGGUGUGGGGCGGCCUGUUCUCCAUGAUCGACUGCAGCCUGGUGCAGGUGCGAGGCAAGGAGGACCCCUGGAACUCCAUCAGCAGCGGGGCCCUGACGGGAGCCAUCCUGGCCGCCAGAAACGGGCCGGUGGCCAUGGUGGGCUCGGCUGCCAUGGGCGGCAUCCUGCUGGCCCUCAUCGAGGGAGCGGGCAUCCUGCUGACGCGCUUUGCCUCCGCGCAGUUCCCCAACGGGCCUCCGUUUGUCGACGACCCCUCCCAGCUGCCCGCCGCCCCGUUGCCGUCCUCGCCGUUCGCAGACUACCGGCAGUUCCAGUAG
This is a messenger RNA of Pipistrellus nathusii (Nathusius's pipistrelle), 516 nucleotides long. NCBI's taxonomy places the organism in Eukaryota, Metazoa, Chordata, Mammalia, Chiroptera, Vespertilionidae. The record is from the annotation of a GenBank genome assembly.